AUGGGAAGUGGAUGGAAAAGCGGAUGUGGGCGCUGGUGGAGGAAGGGCAAGGCUGUUGCUGUCACACCAACUGCUGCAAGGCAGGAGGCAAAGCUGAAUCCCCGCACAGGGAUGGGUGGAGCAGCGUUUGAAGGUGGACGAACGGGGCUGGAAGCACUGGGGAGUGCGGGCGGUGAUGGCAGGGGCAGCAGCACGCAGAGGGGGAAGAGUGUGGAGAGUGCGCCUGCCAGGGCCAGCCCUGCCAGGGAGCAGCGUUUGAAGGUGGGACGAACGGGGCUGGAAGCACUGGGGAGUGCGGCGGUGAUGGCAGGGGCAGCAGCACGCAGAGGGGGAAGAGUGUGGAGAGUGCGCCUGCCAGGGCCAGCCCUGGCAGGGAGCCGCAUUUGGUGGUGGCACGAAUGGGGCUGGGAGCAGUGGGGGAGUGCAGGCGGUGAUGGCAGUGGCAGCAGCACGCAGAGAGGGAAGAGCGUAGAGAGUGGGCCUGCCAGGGCCUGCCCUGUUAGCGCUGAUGGCAGUGGCAGAAGCACACAGAGAGGGAAGGGUGUGCAGGGUGUGCGAAUCAUUCCUACCAGUCCUGGCAAAGGGGGCGUUGCGGUGGAGGAACGGGGCUGGAAACACUGCGUGGUGCAGGCGCAGAUUGCAGCGCAGCAGCACGCAAAAAGCGAAGAGCAUAGAGAGUGCUCCCACCAGGGCCAUCCCUGCUGUGGAGCAGCGUUUGGAGGAUGGCCUGGGAGGACGGACGGGCCUGGGGGCACAGAGUGGCCAGCCAGGGCCUGCCCUGCCAGCGCUGAUGGCAGUGGCAGAAGCACGCAGAGAGGGAAGGGUGUAGAGAGUGUGCGGUUAGGGCCAGCUCUCCCACCAGGGCCAUCCCUGCUCUGGAGCAGCGUUUGGAGGCUGGACGAACGGGGCUGGGGGCACUGGGGAUUGCAGGUGCGGUGGCGGUUCAAAAGACAUCUGGGAUUGCUACCGGUGCAAGUGUCACUGCUCUGUGUGUGCUUGGGGAGUGGGAAGAGUGGAAGGAGGAGGGCCAAAACGCAUGGUGCGAGGAAGUGGGGUGGGAGCGUUAAAGAAGAACCACUGGAGUUGGGUGAUGGGGGAGUGGGAGUGUUAGGAGGAGCAGAGGCGAAUCGGAUGAGGGAUACGGAUAGAGCGGAGCAAAGGGAGAAGGAAAAUGAGGAGGGAGGGGGGAGUGGUGCGAGGAAGUGGGGAUGGUGA
This is a messenger RNA of Closterium sp. NIES-65, 1215 nucleotides long. Lineage: Eukaryota; Viridiplantae; Streptophyta; Zygnematophyceae; Desmidiales; Closteriaceae. The record is from the annotation of a GenBank genome assembly.